UUGAACCCCAAGCCUUGUUCGUUUCGGUUUCGGUUUCGGUUUCGGUGACCUCCUCGCCAAGCCAACCUCGCCAAAUAUAAACACAACCCAGCUCGAUCAUCAUCCAAAAUCCCAAUUCCAAUUGAAUCUUUCUUCUUCAUCAUCAAAACCCUAAACACGAUGGAUUUCGAAGAUGAACAAUACCUGAAGCAAAGACUAGACGAGUUGCAGAGAGACGUCUCCAAGAAGCAGAAGUUCGAACCCGCCGUCGCCGCUCUCGUCUCUCUCCUCCGCGACCGCUACUCCUCCGCCUCCCCGCCGCUUCGCAAGUCCUACUACACCGUCAUCUCCCGCGUCGCCACCGUCUUGAAGACCCGCUACACCUCCCCCGGUUUCUGGGCCGCCGGGUUGGCCCUCUUCCGCCUCGCCCUAACCCUAGUUUCCGACCCGGCCGAGAAGAAUCAAUUACUCAAUUACAUUUCCGAGGCCGAGAAGGUCGUUCGCCAAGAAGACGAGCCUCCCAAUCUCUCGCCGCCGAAUCAAGGGUUUCUUUUCGAGGGGCAUCUGACGGUGGAUCGGGAGCCGCCGCAACCGCAGUGGCUGGUCCAGUCGAAUCUCAUGGCCUCCGCCGCCACUCUCUUCGCCUCCGAGUCUUCGCGUUCGGGUCGACCCGAACCCGAGAGCGCGGCGAAUCUGCUGCAGUCGCUAAUCGACGACCUUGACAGCGUUUUGCCGCCUGGGAUUUUGGACGACGUGAGAGGAGCGCCGAGGGUGCCGCCGGCGAGUAAGAAAGUGGUGGCGAAUCUUCCGGUGAUUACGAUUACGGAGGAGAAGCUGGGAGAGGAAGCAGACUGCUGCAUUUGUAAAGAGGUUUUGGUUGUGAAUGACAAGAUGCAGGAAUUGCCUUGCAAGCACACUUUUCACCCACCAUGUUUGAAACCUUGGCUGGAUGAGCACAAUUCGUGUCCAAUAUGCCGGCAUGAGUUGGAGACUGAUGAUCAUGCAUAUGAGAGCUGGAAGGAGAGGGAGAGGGAGGCUGAAGAAGACAGAAAAGGCGCUGCCAAUGCGGUUCGGGGUGGUGAAUACAUGUAUGUUUAAUGUUUGGAAGAGGAUUUUGUUUAUGGGAAUAAUUUGUCCAAUUUGCAGCUUCAAUUAUAUAAGUAAUAUUCAUUCCAUCACAUUCUACUGGAUGUGUUGUAUCUCUGGUAUAGUAAGUUGUUAUUUAGACAUUGAAUAGAGUACAUGUUGCCAGUUUCUCUUCGUUAUAA
Molecule: messenger RNA, 1247 nt
Organism: Rosa rugosa (rugosa rose)
Lineage: Eukaryota; Viridiplantae; Streptophyta; Magnoliopsida; Rosales; Rosaceae
Product: E3 ubiquitin-protein ligase AIP2
Exons: 3
Coding region: 160-1077 (305 amino acids)
Biological process (GO): protein ubiquitination
Cellular component (GO): cytoplasm
Molecular function (GO): ubiquitin protein ligase activity
Source: RefSeq, a predicted model, not a curated record